Messenger RNA from Sinocyclocheilus grahami, 2482 nucleotides. Its product is annotated as E3 ubiquitin-protein ligase arih1-like. The transcript is spliced from 13 exons. The record is from RefSeq and is a predicted model, not a curated record. Gene Ontology annotation, biological process: protein ubiquitination. Gene Ontology annotation, molecular function: ubiquitin-protein transferase activity; zinc ion binding. The coding region runs from base 234 to 1817 and encodes 527 amino acids. Lineage: Eukaryota; Metazoa; Chordata; Actinopteri; Cypriniformes; Cyprinidae.
GGUCUUGUUUUGUGUCACGCACGUGACGUCCCCCCGCGUCGGCCCGUGACGCUGCGUCUCUUUGUUGGCCCAGCAGCAGCGUCGCUCCUCUGUUGUUGUUUUCUCUGCUGCUAAAAAAGCUGGAAUGCUAGCAAGCUAAAGAAGUAUUCUCGUUUUGUUUUGCUCUGUCUGCCAAAUAAUACACAUCAAACAUAUCCCACUUGGUGUGUCGCUACAUUAAACGCAGCCCAGUCAUGGACUCGGACGAGGGUUACAAUUACGAAUUUGACGACGAGGAAGAGGAAUGCAGCGAAGACAGCGGCGAAGAGGAGACCGCGGACGACACCCUGGAGCUCGGCGAGGUGGAGUUGGUUGAUCCCGUUGUGGCCGGCGGAGAGCGAGACGACUGCGGGGAGACGGGAGGCAGCGGCCUCGGGCCCGGUCAGGAUGAGGAAGAUUACCGCUUUGAAGUUCUAACCGCCGAACAGAUCCUGCAGCAUAUGGUGGAGUGUAUCAGGGAGGUCAACGAGGUCAUACAGGUAAGUAUUUUUAGGGCUUCCCCUGAGCUUAGAUCACCCUGGAUUACCCGUUAUAAUAAAAGAGGAGAUUUUUACAUUGCUCUGGGAAACUUUGCCCCCCGUUGGUUUUCAGGGGAGGUUGUUGCUAGUCUGAUGAAGAAGAAGGUGUCUUCUUCGUUCUCUGUUAAGCUGGGAUAUGGGAAUGUGGAUUUGGUGUUGGUUGUUCUUUUGCAGUACUUCACUGGUCUGGAAUGUGGGCACAAGUUCUGCAUGCAGUGCUGGGGUGAUUACUUAACCACCAAAAUCAUAGAGGAAGGAAUGGGACAGACCAUUUCUUGUCCUGCUCAUAGCUGUGAUAUUUUGGUGGAUGACAGCACAGUCAUGCGACUAAUUACAGAUUCAAAAGUGAAGUUGAAGUACCAGCAUUUAAUAACCAAUAGUUUUGUAGAGUGUAACCGACUGUUAAAAUGGUGUCCAGCACCUGACUGUCAUCACGUUGUCAAAGUACAGUACCCAGAUGCCAAACCUGUACGGUGCAAGUGUGGUCGGCAGUUUUGCUUCAACUGUGGAGAAAAUUGGCACGAUCCAGUGAAGUGUAAGUGGUUAAGGAAAUGGAUUAAAAAAUGUGAUGAUGACAGUGAGACAUCAAACUGGAUUGCAGCAAAUACAAAGGAAUGUCCAAAAUGCCACGUCACCAUAGAGAAAGAUGGUGGCUGCAACCAUAUGGUGUGCCGGAACCAGAACUGCAAAGCAGAAUUCUGCUGGGUUUGCCUGGGGCCCUGGGAGCCACAUGGCUCUGCUUGGUACAACUGUAAUCGUUAUAACGAGGAUGAUGCCAAGGCAGCCCGGGAUGCUCAAGAGCGCUCCAGAGCAGCCCUGCAGAGGUACCUGUUCUACUGCAACCGCUACAUGAACCACAUGCAGAGCCUGCGCUUCGAGCACAAGCUGUACGCCCAGGUCAAACAGAAGAUGGAGGAGAUGCAGCAGCACAACAUGUCGUGGAUUGAGGUGCAGUUCCUGAAGAAGGCCGUGGACGUGCUGUGCCAGUGCCGCUCCACGCUCAUGUUCACCUACGUCUUUGCAUUCUACCUCAAGAAGAACAACCAGUCUAUCAUCUUCGAGAAUAACCAGGCAGAUCUGGAGAAUGCUACAGAGGUUCUGUCUGGAUACCUGGAACGAGACAUCUCCCAAGAUUCCCUGCAGGACAUUAAGCAGAAAGUUCAAGAUAAAUACAGAUACUGUGAGAGCAGACGGAGAGUGCUGUUGCAACACGUACAUGAAGGCUAUGACAAAGACCUGUGGGAGUACAUCGAGGAUUGAGGUUACAUCUCCACACCACAGACUCUUGGAGACAAACUCCACCCACUAGAGUGCUGAUGCAAUGACAAAUGAGCAGCACAGACCUCCGCUGCCGCCUCCCUGGCAAACCGCCCUGCAUUGCAUAAUUUUUGCAGAUUUUUGUUUCAAGAAAAGCAUAAGAAUAAAUUAUAUUUAAAUGAAAAAGUUAGAAUAUUAAAAAUAAAAUAAUACAUGUUCAACAGUAUUGUUAGCAGCGUGAAGCGCAAGACUGAGAAAUCCAACAAAAAGGCAAAAUAUCUUCCUUUUGCUUGCAUUGUGAGAUCUUGCCCUCGGAAAUCUUUUCCCUCCUUAUCAGUUAUGUUUGUGGACGUGUUCUGUUUGACUUUAUUUUAUAUACUCUUUUUGUGUGUGGAAAAUGGACUUUGUUUUCAAAAUGGCUUUAAUCAUUCUGACCAUGUCUGGCGAGAUCCGUGUUUGGGUUGCUGAAUGUUGAUUGGUUGAUUGUAAGGAGGUGACUUUUCAGCUUACAGACCUUAGUGGAAUAGAACACAAAAAACACCCUAAAAAAAAACCGGACAAAAUCGGUAUUUUUCAAUUUGUAAAUAAUGCAUAUGCAUGGAAGUUAAAGAGUACGAGUGGCAUGUGUUUGCAUCAUUUUUAAAAGAUAUUUAUCUUUACAGAUAUAA